GAGGGACACAACAAAGCGACUGCACGACUGUCUCAUACAGGACUGCAGAAUGGGGUUAAGGUCAAAAGGUCGUCAUCAUUUCAUUCAUCAGAUCAUUUCAUUCUGCAGAAGUUUGCAAAGAUAUUCAUUUCAGUUUAUUUUAUAUAGCAAAAUAUUAAACAUUUGAUUGAGAGGGCGUCACAAUCUGGACAUAUAUGACAUUCCUGACCUCUGACCUCACAUCGGAUCAGGAAAAACUCCCAAGAAAUAUAAAGAACCCUUUCAUGGGGAAAAAAGGGGAAGAACCCUUCAGGAGAGCAACAGGAUGGACAGAAGAAUAGAUGUCAUGUGACCAGAAGGAAUCAUUGCAGAGUUACAUGAACACAUUCAAUCAAUAUGAAUAUUGCACGCAAGUACUUCACAAGAAGAAUAAGAGGAAACAGAAAAGUUUAACAUAAUAAACAUGGUCUUUUUUUUCAUUCUCUUGUCCCCAUUCUACUGGUGAAGGAUAUGCUGGAAGAUAUGAUAUGAUGGAAAUGAGUGAGAUUAAAGCACAACGCCUGCAUGACUGAGUGUGACUCCUGUUGCAAUGUUUACAUAAAGAAACUCAAACGCGACAUCAUCUAUAAAACAGAAUCCAGGAAGGAUCCAGUGCGUUUGGACUCGGCCGCGCUCCUGCUGACAGUAACCGGAAGUGCGGUGUCCCGACAGAGAGGGACAAGAUGUGGUUUCACUUUCACAGAGAGGCGGCACAACGUUAGAGAAACAGAGACCCGCCGGUUGGGAAGGACUCUCGCCGAAUAUGAAAUGUGAUACUUUGUGAUUUGUUGUUUUGUGCCAGAGACCUCGUGGGAAGUUGUUGGCGCUCACUUUCACUUCCACCGGACAUUUGACUCAAAGGGACCCCUCCAUGGAGCCGAUGGACUGGCUGAACGACGAGGAGCUGCUGCGGUUCUUCCGCCGCUGUAAAACCGAGAUGUCCUGCAUGGAGAAGCCGCACACGUUCCUCUGCCAGCUCCGGGACUACGAGCUGGUGCCGGAGGACCGAUACAAGAAGGUGAUUCGUAUGAAGAGUAAAGACAACAUACGGAAAGGUCUCUACGAGAUCCUGGACUGGUUGGAACGAGAACGUCCCCAGAGCGUCCGAGAGUUCUGGAGCUGCGUCUUCAAGGACACCAUCCACUAUCCCACCCUGAAGCUGCUGCGCAACAGCCUCCUGGACGGCUCUUUCCAUUUUGACAAACAACCAGAAGAGACGGUGGAAACGGAAAAGUCAGACGAAGGGAAGAGGAAGGCGCUUUCUGGAGGUGAGGAGGGAGAGGAGAAGCAGGAGAACUCCGUGAAGAUGAAGAAGAAGAGAAUACUGAGAAGUAGCAACGAUGACGAGGAGCCGGCCGGUCCAUCAUCUCAAUCGAUUCCCAGGAAGAAAAAGUCCAAAAAAAUCUGCUUCUCCUCUCCCCUGAAGAAGGGCGAGAAGAACCACAUCUGGAGCUGGCCCAUCUAUAAGCUGCAGCUGCCCGUGACCUGUGGGGACCAGGCGGGGACACUGAAUAGAAACCUCCUGGCUAAAGGGGAGAAGUGCAUUGUGGUCGGGAAACGGUGGUUCACUCCCAGUGAGUUUGAGAGUUUUGCGGGGAAGAAGAGUUCCAGGAACUGGAAGGCGAGCAUUCGCUGUCAGGACACCCAGCUGGGGAAGCUGAUUCAGGAAGGUCACCUGAAAACAGGAACGUACAAAGGAGGGUGCAGAAAGGCCAAUAGGUCACUGUUCCCGUCUGGUCACGCAACUGCAGUGUCUGAUGAAGAUGAAGAAGCAGGAGAAGAAGAAGAAGAAGAAGAAGAAGGAGAUGAUGAAGAAGAAAAAGAAGAAGGAGAAGAAGAAGAAGGAGAUGAUGAAGAAGAAGAAGAGGGCCGUGAGCUGAACGAGGGCGACCGCAGCAGAGAAAGCUCCGCAGCUGUCGCAGGCGAGGCAGUGAGGAACCGGACCGAGCAGCCAGAAGUCGCCAGGAAGGUGUUCAGAGUCACGUGCCGCGGUGCAGCCGGGACUUUACACGCCAAGCGGUUCUCCUCAGGUAAACGACUUGACGAUCGACUCGCUGCUGUGCAAAUGCAGUCGGUGCAAACCAGAUGGCACCGAGCUGGAGAAUCAGAAGAACGAUGACGAGUGUGGCGUCUGUAGAAGGGAAGA
Pseudoliparis swirei is the source of this 2164-nucleotide messenger RNA. Its product is annotated as autoimmune regulator-like. NCBI's taxonomy places the organism in Eukaryota, Metazoa, Chordata, Actinopteri, Perciformes, Liparidae. The record is from RefSeq and is a predicted model, not a curated record. Gene Ontology annotation, cellular component: nucleus. Gene Ontology annotation, biological process: regulation of transcription by RNA polymerase II. The transcript has 11 exons. Bases 890 to 2137 code for a protein of 415 amino acids. Gene Ontology annotation, molecular function: DNA-binding transcription factor activity, RNA polymerase II-specific; DNA binding.